AGCGGCCCGCCGAGAGCCGUCGCGGGGGAAGUUCGCCGGCGCCAUGGUGGAGGAAGUCCAAAAGCAUUCUGUGCACACACUUGUGUUCAGAUCUUUGAAGAGAACCCAUGAUAUGUUUGUAGCUGAUAAUGCCAAACCUAUCCCAUUAGAUGAAGAAAGUCACAAAGUAAAGAUGGCAGUCAAGCUGCGUACAGAGUACGGCUCAGUGUUACACAUGCCUACUCUUAAAGAAAACUUGAGAGAGAAAGGAGGUCCAAACACCGGGGAUCCUUACGGACACAAACAGUAUUCUGGAAAUCAAGGACAAGAACUUGAGUAUUUGAUAACUGGUACGCAUCCAUACCCACCUGGUCCCGGUGUGGCUCUGACAGCAGAUACUAAGGUCCAGAGGAUGCCUAGUGAAUCUGCAGCACAGUCCUUAGCCGUAGCACUUCCUGCUUCUCAGUCCAGGCUGGAUGCAAAUCGGACAGCUGCUGGUGUGGGUGAUAUUUACAGGCAUGCUGGAAUAUCUGAGCGUUCGCAGCCCCCUGGGAUGUCUGUGGCUAUGGUGGAAGCUGGUGGAAACAAAAAUUCUGCGCUAAUGGCAAAGAAGGCUCCAACCAUGCCCAAACCUCAGUGGCAUCCACCUUGGAAACUAUACAGAGUUAUCAGUGGUCACCUGGGGUGGGUGAGAUGUAUUGCAGUAGAACCAGGAAAUCAAUGGUUUGUUACUGGCUCUGCUGACAGAACUAUAAAGAUUUGGGACCUUGCUAGUGGCAAAUUGAAAUUGUCUUUGACGGGACACAUCAGUACUGUACGAGGAGUGAUAGUAAGUGCAAGAAGUCCGUACCUCUUUUCAUGUGGAGAAGACAAGCAAGUGAAAUGCUGGGAUCUUGAAUACAAUAAGGUUAUCAGACAUUACCAUGGUCAUCUAAGUGCUGUUUAUGGUUUAGACUUGCACCCAACAAUAGAUGUACUGGUAACAUGUAGCAGAGAUUCAACAGCACGAAUUUGGGAUGUCAGGACGAAAGCCAGUGUGCACACACUAUCAGGACACACAAAUGCGGUAGCAACAGUGAAGUGCCAAGCUGCAGAACCACAAAUUAUUACAGGCAGUCAUGAUACUACCAUACGGCUCUGGGAUUUAGUGGCAGGAAAAACUCGUGUUACUUUAACAAAUCACAAGAAAUCUGUAAGAGCAGUAGUGCUACAUCCAAGACAUUACACAUUUGCAUCUGGUUCUCCAGAUAAUAUUAAACAGUGGAAAUUCCCAGACGGAAACUUCAUUCAGAACCUCUCUGGUCACAAUGCUAUUAUCAACACACUGGCUGUAAAUUCUGAUGGUGUUCUGGUCUCCGGAGCUGAUAAUGGUACUAUGCAUCUUUGGGACUGGAGAACUGGAUACAAUUUCCAGAGAGUACAUGCAGCUGUACAGCCAGGCUCUUUGGACAGUGAAUCAGGAAUAUUUGCUUGUGUUUUUGACCAGUCAGAAAGCAGAUUGCUAACUGCUGAAGCUGAUAAAACCAUAAAAGUAUACAAAGAAGAUGAUACUGCGACUGAAGAAACUCAUCCUGUCAGCUGGAAACCAGAAAUUAUCAAGAGAAAGCGAUUUUAGUGCAGCAACGUACUUAUGCUGUAAUUUUGUUUUGGCUUUCCGGAGAGCAGUCACAUUUUGUUCUGCCUACAACGGCAGAGCAGGAAGUCAGUUAAGUCAUUGCUAUUUCAACAUGUUUUAUAAUAAAUUUUAAUUCUCUUUCCCUUUGUCUUUUUUUGGUGUGAUCCCAGCAAACCAGUUGCAGCUGUUAACUCUCUCUUUGUGGAGCAUGUAUAGUUCAUGAAAACGAUAGAUGUGCAGGUGGUUACUUUUUUAUAUUAAUCUAUUGAGUUUAAGUCUAAAAAUAUUUUAAUGAGCCAGGUUUUCUGAAAGACCCUUGCUUGACUCCAAAAGUUAAUUGCAAAUUUAUGUAUAGAAGCCAUCUACUGGAAAUUUCUCGAGUGACACUUUCAGAUUUUAGACCAGUAUUGUUUACUGUACAUAUGCUAAGUAUAUACUGUAAUGGAACAGUAUAUAUACUAAAUUAGAGUAAUAGAGUAAUCAAGAAAGAAGCAAGACAAUAUAAUAAUAAUGUAGUUUGCUUUAUAAGCACAGCCACAGAACAUUGCCAGUGCUGUGUUAUUGAAUGACAUGGAUCUUCAGAGUGUUUCUUUCCCUAGGAAAGCUUUCAUAUGCAUCUACUCAUCUUCACUCAUUUCAUUUCAGAGUGGACCUUCUAUGGCAAGGACCCCUGCAAAUCAUACUGUUCACAGUCGUAACAGGGUUAGGACCAGUUGACUUUCUUUGUAAAUCACCUGUUUGUUUUUUCUGGUUAUCCAAAGCAUGUAUGACACUAGAGUACAGUGAACUUUUAAAACUGAGCUCUAAGAUGAAAAGCUCUUAAGUCAUUCCAGCCUUAAUUUUACAUGCUGCUGUGUCCCCAUGACCUUUCAUGAAAGAAUUUAAAAUAUAUAAGAAAAAUAUUACUGGAAGAUAAUUUGUACUCCUGAAGGGACAAAUCUUUCAUAGUGUUUACCAACAGUCACAUAACAAGCAGUAAACAUGUAAGCCUCCUUGCUUGCAGCUUAUCUGUGAUGUCUGUGCUGCUCUAAAGCACUUUUCCUUCACGGGGCAUGGGGAGAAAAGUGUUAAGCCAUCGAGCAAUUCGGUUGUUGGCAACUUUGCUAGUGGUGUUAAUAGCUGCAGUGGCAAGUGUGGUGCUGGGUAGAUGCUGAGAAUUGUUCUGUGGCCACAGCAUUGAUAGUAAGCAGUUCACAAUAAUUAUUUCUAUUCUCUGCCAGUCUGACAUCUUUCAAAUCUGGUAUUUAUGUUAAAGAAAUGAUGGUUACUUGCAAUGUAACUUACAAAAAGCUAGUAAAACUAAGGGUUGUUUAUAUUAUGAGAAUUUUUGUCUUUUAUGAUGCACAGGAGGUCUUGUAUUUAUAAUUUGAAUGUUUGACAAUGUUGUUUUAAGGCAGUCUGUGCUGCAUAAAUAACUGAAUUUUGGUUGACAGCUAUCGUCUGAAACAUCUUCACAAAAAAGGGAGGAGAGUAUUUGGUAUUUACACGUUGGAUUAAACAUCUUUUAUUUGGGUGAUAAUUUGUUUUUUUCUUCAUUACAGCUGUUUUCAUUUUAACUAACAUAAGGGGAAAAAAUACAGGUUGUGGCUUAUGUGUAUUUUAUACUGCUGCUAAUGCUUCAUUGCAGAAAUCGAUGGAGCAUUGGUGUGACGCAGAAUUUUCUUGCUCACAGUGAAAUACUCUGUAGGAAACCCAAGUGGAGAGGAAUAACUUACUUGAAAAAAGGGGGUGGGUUUUUUGUUGUGGUUUGUUUUCUUGGGUUUGGGGUGUGUUUUUUUUUGAAGUGUCUAUUACUUUUGAUAAUUUGGAAUUGGGAAAGGGAAAUUAGAGGUUUUGGCUCACAGUUCUAGCACAUCUUCUCUGUACUGGCACUUUCCUUUAAAAACUGCAUUUAUUCCACUGUUUGUUGCUUUGAAGAGAGAUUAGAAGGUCUCCUGCAGAACCUGUGUUUCUUCCCUGGACUUCACCAGGAAGCUGCUAGCAUGGGGCAGUAGUUGCCAGGGCAUUCUUUUUGUGCCCUGGGUAGAGAUUUGGUUUGCAAAUUAAAGGCUGUGCACUAUUAUUUGGAAUAAUACUUCUUUUUGGCUCUAUAAUAUCCUGUCCAGUUCUAAGUGUGAUUUUUUUUUAAUUGUAUUCUUUAACAUUUUAUUUGCACAUUCAUUUCCUUCUCAGCAGCUUUUUCUUCCACUUGACAGUAAUGUGAAUAUCAUCACACAUACUUCUAUAAGUAUUAUUUAUGACACGUCAAGAUUAUCAGAUUUCAUUUAAGUGCUUCUCUAGUGCAAAGUAAGCCUAGAUAGUGAGUUGUGAUACACAUAAAUCUGAUUGUGUAGGACGUAGUGACAUUAGAUUUGUCAACGUAAGUCAUAAGAUGAAGCAAAAGAGGAGGAUCUGGUGCAUUGGAUGUAUUUUCUGUGCUUCUGGAAUGUGUCACGCUGCAAUGUCAGUUAAAGUAAUGUUGAACUGGAGUCUAAUCUUAGAAAAUUAUUGUCACUUACUGCAUAAAAUUUGAUGUUGUCUCCUGUAUAUGAUCAAACCAAACACAUUUCUACCACAAACCUUGGGUUUUGUUUUAUACUGUACAUAAUUACAGAGAAGUAAGAAAAUGUUUUUUGAUUGUAACAUAAUUCAAAAAAGUGUAACUGGUAAAAGUGAUAAAUUUUAAGAUCACUCUUUGCUGUAUACUAAAGCAUACAAUGCAGCUAGAAUACUGUCAUUUGCUGGCAGCAUGAAAGUUGUGCAGAACAGUAUCUUUUUGGCAACUUUUUGGCUUACAGAAGUAAAUCUUUAAUAGACAGUUUCUUUUUAGUCCUGUUAGGUAAGAAUUAAAGUGGUAUGCCUGGUUUAAGUGACAGCAAUUUAGCCAUCAAUAAAACCUUCAAUACAA
Gavia stellata (red-throated loon) is the source of this 4481-nucleotide messenger RNA. It is a transcript of the gene PLRG1, whose product is annotated as pleiotropic regulator 1. Lineage: Eukaryota; Metazoa; Chordata; Aves; Gaviiformes; Gaviidae. Gene Ontology annotation, molecular function: protein binding. Gene Ontology annotation, biological process: mRNA splicing, via spliceosome. The record is from RefSeq and is a predicted model, not a curated record. The transcript has 15 exons. Gene Ontology annotation, cellular component: catalytic step 2 spliceosome; Prp19 complex; precatalytic spliceosome. Bases 44 to 1594 code for a protein of 516 amino acids.